CGCCGGCGCGUCUGGGGUGCGGGGAGCGGAGCGAGGGCCCGGCGGCGCCAUGGUGCUCUGCCCGGUGAUCCGGAAGCUGCAGCACCAGUGGGUGGUGCUGGCCAGCGCCUCCCCGCGCCGCCGGGAGAUCCUCAGCCAAACGGGUCUCAGGUUCGAGGUGGUCCCUUCCAGGUUCAAAGAGAACCUCCAGAAAGCCUCGUUCCCCACCCCUCACGCGUAUGCCGUCGAAACAGCCAAGCAGAAGGCCCUGGAGGUGGCCAGCAGGAUGCACCAGAAAGACCUCCGGACCCCCGACAUUGUCAUCGGAGCGGACACCAUCGUGACGGUGGGCGGGCUGAUCCUGGAGAAGCCAGUCGACAAACAGGACGCCUACAGCAUGCUCUCCAGGUUGAACGGGACCGAGCACAGCGUGUUCACGGGCGUGGCCAUCGUCCACUGCUGCAGCACAGACGGCCGGCUGGACACCGAGGUCACGGAAUUCUAUGAGGAGACGAGGGUGAGGUUCUCGGAGCUGUCGGAGGAGCUGCUGUGGGAAUACAUCGACAGCGGGGAGCCCAUGGACAAGGCUGGCGGCUACGGGAUCCAGGCGCUGGGCGGCAUGCUGGUGGAGUCCGUGCACGGGGACUUCCUCAACGUCGUGGGCUUCCCGCUGAACCGCUUCUGCAGGGAGCUGACGAGGCUGUACUACCCCCCGCCCCGCGAGGGUCCGCAGCGGCUCACACACGACCCCCUCCCGGCCCUCGACACCUGCGACAACCUGAGCGACGCGGAAGGCGGCGGCUCAGACGCGGCUCAGAGCCAAGAGGCUCGCGGCGGCCGGGCGGAGGCCGGCGGAGAACGAACACAGGCUGAGGGUGCACAGGAGGCGGCUUCCAACAGGACGGGGAAUGGCCCGCCCCCGUUCCCCACUGGCCUUCUUGAGCUCAUCGAUGGCUUCAAGGCAUCAAAGGUACCUGAACAAGGUGUCCUGGGGCGGCCAAAUUCACCCUCCCCCAUCCUGGAGACCAGACGUCCCAUUCCUGGUUCCCAAGGGUCACCACUUGAAUAUGUCUUUUUGGGGGUCACAGUUCUCCCCACGACAAGCGGGGUCUCUGCUUCAGCAUCCCAGAGACCGGCCCAGCCCCUCUUCCAUCAGCUGGAGGACCCGUUCUUGUGCCCUGACGAUUUAUUCCAUCUUCUUUUCAAACCAGGUGACUUCUUCACAGAGAGCCUCCCGGACGCCGACCUCUACAUUCUGUCCAGAAUCCUCAGCGACUGGGAGGACGACAAGGUCCACGAGUUGCUGAGCCGCAUCUCGGGCAGCUGCAAACCAGGCGGUGGCCUCCUGCUGGUGGACACGAUGCGGGACGAGGAGGGCCCGGAGAACGCGACGGUGGACGAGGCGAGGCGGGCGGCGCGGAGCGGCCUGCGGCGGGCCCUGGACGGGCUGGUGUGGCCCCCGCGCGCGCAGAGGAGCCUGGCCGAGUACCGGCGCCUGCUGCAGCGACACGGCUUCCGGGACGUGGCGGAGGCGCGGGCGGGGGACCAGCUGCACGUGCUCCUGGGCACGCGGCCGUCCCCCCAGGAGGCUGUCCCCACGCAGCCCUGAGGGGACGCCUUCACUGCAGGGACGCCUGAACGUGGGGGGUCAGAGCAGAUUGAAGACGCCAGAAGCCCCCGUCUCUGAGCUCGUCUGUGUGGUCUGAAGACGGGGCGCUGCCUCGGGGGAUGGCCACGGGAUCCACGCGGGCCGGGGAGGGAGGGUCCACGGUAGCCGUGAGUCUCGGGGACAGACCCCACCAGAGCAGGUGUCAGAGGUGAGAGGACGCGUCUAGAAGCCCCCAGAGAGACGGGAAGGCUGGGCGACAGGGCGGGCAGCGUGGACCCUCACCCCUGCCUCCCCGCCUCCCGCCAGACGCUUCUGCCCACCUCUCACGCUGGCAGCUCACGUGGGAUCCGGGCGAGACGGCUGUUCACCGCAAACGUCCCCAGCGUACCAGUGGAGACGCAGGUCUGUCUCACGAUUCAGCAACUUACCUGCUUUGUUAAAGGAGCAAGCUUGUGCAGGUAACUCUGUAUAUUAGGUCAUAGGAAGUAUGCAGCAACUUACAGGUUAUUUACAAACACAAUUAUUAUUAGAAAACAUUAUUGUCAGAACUAUGAUUUCUAAAGUAAAUUCUGUACAAAGGAAAUUAUUAGGAAAAAACACCCGACUGUCAGAUGGGGGCAGCUAAGACCACCAUAGGUUCUUAGACAGGUAGCUAACUUACAAAUACACAGGCAUUUAUAUAAAUUUUCUCUGUGUAAUACAUUUUAAAUAAAUAGAACAUAUAAAUGACCUAUGUUUUAUAUAUAAAUGU
This is a messenger RNA of Diceros bicornis minor, 2339 nucleotides long. RefSeq names its product acetylserotonin O-methyltransferase like (gene ASMTL). NCBI's taxonomy places the organism in Eukaryota, Metazoa, Chordata, Mammalia, Perissodactyla, Rhinocerotidae. The record is from RefSeq and is a predicted model, not a curated record. The transcript has 10 exons. Bases 50 to 1588 code for a protein of 512 amino acids. Gene Ontology annotation, molecular function: O-methyltransferase activity; nucleoside triphosphate diphosphatase activity.